AUGAAUAUAACUAUAUUAUUUAAUCGUCGUUUGUUUAUCCUCAAGAUUAAUCGUGUUAAUAUUACUAAUUCAAUAAUAGCAAUAAAUUCGCAUAAUGGACGAGCCCACACAACCCAAACCAACAGGAUCAAAACAAAUAAUAAUAUUAAUACUAGGGUCAGUAACAUUAACACCAAUAAUUCUAAAAGUGUAACUAAAUCAUUGUUAUCACUACCAUUGCCACCAGUCUCAUCGUCAUUAUCUAACGAUGUAUAUCAACGUUUUCGAUCUAGAGAGAUGUUGAGAUGGACACAGGAGGAAACUGAUUUGUUGGAGAAAGCGGUUGUCAAACACGGGACUGAAUGGGAAUUAAUAUCAGUGGAAUAUUUCAAUUGCAAAAAAGACACUGCAACUUUAUCACGAAAAUGGAACUACAUUAGAAAAAAUAAAUCACUGUUAUAUUACGAUCGAUGGACAGAGGAAGAAGAUAAGAAACUGAAAAUGCUUACUAAAAAGCAUGGAACAAACAAUUGGAGCAAAAUUGUGGAACAGUUUAAUAAUACACGGAAUCUACUACAAAUUAAAAGACGAUGGGAACAACUAGCAUGGAAAAAAAAAGGUAAAUGGUUACCGGAGGAACAUGCGAUGUUGACACUUUUAGUGGAACAGUAUGGGUUCAAGUGGAAUGCUUUCUCAAGAGCUCUUGGUAGACCACCCGGCACUUUACGACUAUACUAUGACUAUGCCAUAGCCAACCCACCUUGGACAAAAGUUGAAAAUGAUCAAUUGUAUCAGGCGGUGAAGGAUCAUGGCGAGGAUUGGGAUAAGAUCAAAGAAUUGUUUCCUUAUCGAUCAAAAAAUAACCUUAAAUAUCAUUAUGACAGAUCAAUAUCGGUUAAUCCUUCAAUUAAAAAAGGAAUUUGGUCUGAAGAAGAGAUUAAGGCUCUUGAGAUUUCCUACAGUAAGCAUGGAAAGAAAUGGAGAUUGGUUUCUGCUGAUGUUGGUACAAGAUCUUCGAUCCAAUGUAGAUUACGAUUUAAGGCUUUAACACGCGAUUCAAUUUCGGCGUCUUUAUUAAAUAAUCAUACUUUUCCUUCUGCUUUAUCCACCACAACUACCGUAACCGUAACCGCUGUUGCUACUUCUCCUUAUCAAUCAUCACCUACUACUACUGACAUACAUGGACAAUCAUCUUCAUCGCAACAGCAAGAAUUACCACUACAACAAGUACAUGAAUUGUCAUCAUCACCAUUAUUAAAAAAAGAGCAAGAAGGACAAGAGAAAAUGCAUUAUCAUUCCCCUCAAAAUGAUGAUGAUCAUCAAAAAUUUCCACAAAGAGACAGAUUUCAGCAACAGUUUAACACUACCAAUUCACAUAUUUCGUAUGAAGAAACUAGCAAUAAUACAAAUGAUGAUGAUCUAUUACAAUUUAUUAUUAAUCCUUGUUUAUUUAAUAUUGAAGAUGGCAAAAAUGGAGGAAACGAUAUAAUGUCAACUCAUCAUCACACAAAUUACUAUAAUAGUUAUAUCAAUAAUGAGAAUAUAUAUGCUAAUGGCAUUGAUAUUAAUAAUAACAAUGAAAUAAAUAUAGUUGGUAGUCUUGACAUUGACGAUAACAAUAGUUUUGGCAUCAACAAGACAAUUCACAAUCACACUUUUGAUCAAUUUUUAGAACAUCCUACUAAACAUGAUUUGAUGAAAUUUCAACAACAACAAAAUUCAUCAUCGAGUAAUUCUGUAGAUAUUUUUCAUUUAAUAGAAAAUGAUGAUUUAAAAAAUGACUUGAUUAAUUUAUCAUCGCCGUCAUCAUCACUAACACUUCAGCCACGAUCUUUGCUGUUAACAUCACAAUUAUCUCCUUCAUCAUCAACCACAACAAUCAUAGCUAAUAAUGAUAGUUUAUCUGAACGAGCAAACCAAUUUUCAGAAAAACGACCGCUCAUAUCUACAAUAUCUUAUAAUGAUGAUGGUGUUGAUGACGAUAGUACAACUACUACAUAUCCAUAUCUUUUGAGAACAAUUCCAAGUAACUCUCAAAUAAACGACGAUAAUAAUGAUAAUUCUUCAGCUGCCGCUUCAAUAUUAUAUCGUGAGCAAACAAAAUCAAUUAAAAAAGAAACAAAUUUAACAACUCCAGUUUUAAUGUGGGUCAGAUACUCUGGUCAUGAAAAAGAAGGUUAUUGUGAUAAUUGUGAACCAGAUAAAUGGCUACAACUGAAAAAUAUAUCUGGAAAAAUGUUUAUUUCUCCGGUGGAAAUACGCAAAUUUGACUCGCCUGGCAAACGUACCGAAGGUCUUUGUCAUCAAUGUAAUCAAUGGGUUACAAUUUCAACUUCUCAAGAAGAAUUAGACAAUAUGAUGAGAAAAUUAGAGAUAUUGGAAGAAAUGAAUGCACAAUUUGAAGGAGGAAAGGUUCGAUUGGAAGACAAUGAAAAUGAAUUGAUAACAGAAAAUAGUAAACUUAAAGCGUACAGUAUCAAGUUGAAGGCAGACAAUAAGAAAUUGAAAAAAUACAAGAAAACGGUAGAUUAUAAUUAUGGAGUCUUGGACUCAAUCAAUUCACAACUUAUGAGGGACAAUGCAAAAUUAGAGAGACAAUGUAAAAUGUUGGAAAAAUUAGACAGGUUUGAGAAAUCGUUAGUGGAGCAAAGUGAAAUAGGAAAAGAUCAAGAUAUACAAAUUAAAAAAUUGAAUUUUCUAUUGAAUAAAGAAAGAGACAACAAUAAAAUAAAUGUUAAAAAGGUUAAUAAAUACUUGAAUAUUAUUCAGGAUUUGAAUAAAGAUAAAGAAGAUUUGAAAAAUCUCAGAGAAAUAGAACAGCUUGAACAAUUCAAGCAAACCAUAAAGUGCAAAAGCAAGGGUUAG
Entrophospora candida is the source of this 2844-nucleotide messenger RNA. NCBI's taxonomy places the organism in Eukaryota, Fungi, Glomeromycota, Glomeromycetes, Entrophosporales, Entrophosporaceae. The record is from the annotation of a GenBank genome assembly.